CCUUCUAUCACGCUUUCUAAACUCUCAGCAACGCGCGCCCGCUUCCCUAUUCCUUUCCGUUGCUCGACGUGGAGAAGAAGGGUGCAUUGCGGCGAGGAAGGUGCUGUGUCCGUACGGCGCUUUCACGUUUCUUACGGAAACGCACGCACACGCGCUUUCCUUUUCAUUUCCGCCGCAUUGUCUUCUUCUUCUAGUCCCAAGAUGGUUGUGCAGAAGCAGAACUUUGUAGUUGAUUUGAAUAAGGCCCUUGUUUUCCAGGUUGGACAUCUUGAAGAAGCUUAUGAAGAGUGGAUUCACCAGCCCAUUGUUAGCAAGGAAGGCCCCCGUUACUUUGAAAAUGAUGUUCUGGAGUUCCUAACCCGCACAGUCUGGUGGGCAAUACCAGUCAUUUGGCUGCCAGUUGUAUGUUGGUGUAUAUAUAACUCUGUACGAAUGGGCCUCAGUUGUCCUCAUUUAGCUCUAAUGGUGGUUCUUGGCAUUUUUGUUUGGACAUUGAUUGAAUACUCAUUGCACCGAUUUCUUUUCCACAUUAAAACAAAGACCUACUGGGGAAAUACCUUGCAUUAUCUUCUCCAUGGCUGCCACCAUAAGCACCCCAUGGAUGGCUUGAGACUCGUUUUUCCCCCUGCUGCAACAGCUAUACUAUUGAUGCCGUUCUGGAACUUGGUGAAGCUUAUAUCAACCCCUUCAACUGCGCCUGCUUUGUUUGGAGGUGGGUUAUUGGGUUAUGUAAUUUAUGAUUGCACCCACUAUUACUUGCACCAUGGUCAGCCAAAGACUGAAGUGCCCCGAAAUCUCAAGAAGUACCACUUGAACCAUCACUUUCGGGUCCAGGAUAAAGGCUUUGGGAUCACUUCAUCACUAUGGGAUAAGGUUUUUGGAACACUUCCUCCAACAAAAAUGGAUGACAAAAGUUUGUAAAUUCUUGUCAAGGGUAGCAUAUGUUCGUUGGUUAAAAUAAUAGCAAAUUCAGGAAUUCCUGUCUUUAUUUAUUUAUCUAAUUUAUUAUUUGUUCCCCCCACAAUCAAUGAUGUUUUCUGGGGUGUUAGCGUGCCAUCGUUUGUCAAUUUUGUGAUGCCAAAGUUCUAUAAUUACACAUUCUGUAAAAAUUGAUUUCUUGUAUCAGAUUGAUUUAUGAUGGAAAGCUCACCUUUUGCACGUCC
This is a messenger RNA of Cajanus cajan (pigeon pea), 1163 nucleotides long. RefSeq names its product dihydroceramide fatty acyl 2-hydroxylase FAH1. Gene Ontology annotation, cellular component: endoplasmic reticulum; membrane. Gene Ontology annotation, molecular function: iron ion binding; fatty acid 2-hydroxylase activity. Gene Ontology annotation, biological process: lipid biosynthetic process; fatty acid metabolic process. Lineage: Eukaryota; Viridiplantae; Streptophyta; Magnoliopsida; Fabales; Fabaceae. The record is from RefSeq and is a predicted model, not a curated record.